Closterium sp. Naga37s-1 is the source of this 1731-nucleotide messenger RNA. NCBI's taxonomy places the organism in Eukaryota, Viridiplantae, Streptophyta, Zygnematophyceae, Desmidiales, Closteriaceae. The record is from the annotation of a GenBank genome assembly.
AUGAACCCCUCGGAUUGCGUCAUCGCGCACGCCGCGGGCGCGGACAUCGGCGCGUACACUAUAACGAGUUACGACAGCUCCACCAUUGUCUCGACGACCGCAUUCUCGCUCGGCUCGCCCACUUAUUCCGCCAGUGCUGCCACUUUCUCCCGCACGGUGGGCACAGGCAGCAAGGUCACGCUCGUGAACGUCUCCCCCAUCCUUCCCCCUCCCCCAAUUUCUCCCCUCGCCGCUCCUCCCCUCCUUCUUCUUCCCCCCAAACAGCUUCUCCCGCGCAUUUCUCCCGCACGGUGGGCACGGGUAGCAAGCUUCUCCCGCACAGUGGGCACGGGCAGCAAGGUGACGUUUGUGAACGGACCCAUGAAGACCAUCUGGGCCUACUCCGACGGCCCCUCCACCUCACUCGACGGCCACGGGGGCAACCGCGGCAGCACCACCAUCGAUUUCUCCUGCGACGGCACCCCCGUUGCCACGCCCUCUCCGCCCCCCGCCUCCGCCAACCCCUCCCCCCCGCCUCCCCCCGCUGCCUCCGCGUCCCCGCCUCCCCCUGCCGCCUCCGCCUCCCCUCCCCCUCCCACCGCCACUCCGUCACCACCGCCGGCGCCCCCUGCUGCGGGUGUGGCGUGCCCGGCGUCGUCUCUGGAAGGGUUCGAAUACCAAGUGGAGCUUGGGGGACCGCUGGAAGUGGUGAGGCCGGCUGCGGGCGUGGCGUGCCCGGCGUCGGGUCUGGAAGGGUUUGAAUACCAAGUGGAGCUUGGGGGGCCACUCAUGCUGCUGCACUGGACCUUCAGCACCAGCACCACCAUCAAAUUCUCCAUAGAGGCACGCGGCGCCACUAUAGCCAAGGAUGGCUGGAUAGCCGUUGGAUGGUCGGGCAACAAGGGCAAGAUGAAGGGCUCAGAUGCGGUCAUUGGGAACCUGCCUGGCGUGGCACCCGUGCACAUGAGUGGAUACAGCAAGAAGCUUAUAAAGCAAACGAGUGCGUUCACUAUCGGGGAUACUGCUGUCGCUACCACCUCUGAAGGAGGCACUACAAUCACAUUCACUCGGGAGGUGGGCAAGGGAGCGGUGCUAAUAAAGCUCAACGCCACCAACUACCUCAUCUAUGCUUUCAGCACCACGGCCUCCAAAACUCUCGCCUUCCACGGCUGGAACCAAGGCGGCCUUGCCGUUGACUUCGCAUGCUUCAAGAAGCCCACGGCCCUGUGGGGUGGCGGGCCGGAUUACAGCGAUGACUCGGACUACUCGUUCAACAGUGCCCGCGCUGCAAGCAUGGACGGCACAGCAGGCACUGAAGGCGCCUCAUCAGACCCCUUCCCUUCCCUCUCUCCCCUUCCCUCCCCCCUAACCCCCCUCAGAGGCGGCCUUGCUGUUGACUUCUCGUGCUUUAGGAAGCCCACAGCGCUGUGGGGUGGCGGGCCGGAUUACAGCGAUGACUCAGACUAUGAUAACUCGUUCAACAGUGCCCGCGCCGCAAGCAUGGACGGCACAGCAGGCACUGCAGGCACCUCCCCUGACCCGGCAACGGGUGGGGCUUUAAGCAGCGGUCGGCGGAACUGGUUGCACCAGCAGACGGGCUUGGGGCAUCAGCACCGCGAGAGUGCUGCUGCUGGUACGACUGCUGGUGCUGCUGACGGUGCCGAUGGUGCUGUUGGCACUGGGACGAGUUUGACAAAUGCUGACUGGUGGGCGAAGAAAUCAGCCUUUUGGAAAGCUAUAUUUGGAGGUUGA